Apis mellifera (honey bee) is the source of this 4690-nucleotide messenger RNA. RefSeq names its product yellow-x1. The record is from RefSeq and is a predicted model, not a curated record. The transcript has a single exon. Gene Ontology annotation, cellular component: extracellular region. NCBI's taxonomy places the organism in Eukaryota, Metazoa, Arthropoda, Insecta, Hymenoptera, Apidae. Bases 551 to 1846 code for a protein of 431 amino acids.
AUCAUCGGUUAAAUAAUAAAGCUACGUUUCGCUUGGAAAUUAAAUAGUGGGGAUACCUUGUUCCUGUUGCACAUACAAUAUCCAAAUGCAUCCACAUACGAUCACACGUAUAGCGUGUACACUUGCACACAUGAUCAUAGUGUGUUAAUACACGUCGUCUGGUGGGGAGACGACGCCUCUCUAAGCGACGCUCCGCGUCUUCGUCAGUCAAACCGCGAUCGUCUCCGCGUAAUAGGCUUGUUGGGAUCACCUCAAGGUGAAUGGAUGGUUAGUGGAUAGUGUUGAUCGGUUAACUUGACAAAAACAGACCAGCCAACACAGUUGGCACGUGCGAAAUAUUCGUUACGCCGGUCGACUCGAGAAUAGAACUUUCUUCCUCUCCCUGGCGACAUUUACCGGGCUUACGAACACUCUUAUUCCGGAUAUCAGUUUUCAACUGGAUCGUUGUUAAGUCUUCGCCUCUUCCUGCCACGUGAUCAGGCUAAGAACAGUGAGUUAAGACAUCGUGUUAAAGGAAUACGUAUACAGUGGCGGAAAUACAGUGUAGAAAAUGAAGAUUGUUGUACUCUUAGUCACUCUCGUCGCAGUGGCAAAGUGUCACGAACCAUUCCGGGUAGUCUUUCAAUGGAACACGAUCGACGUAAUGUGGCCAUCGGAAGAGAAUAAAGAGUAUGCGAUCAGCCACAAUGAUUACGUUCCAGCCAAUAAUUUCAUAGCAGGUAUUAAAUUUUGGAAGGGUAAAAUGUACUUGACGAUACCAAGAUGGAAAGAUGGAGUACCUGUAACUCUCGGAGUCACUUCUGCUAAACCGGUGAAUCAUAUUACCGCUCCUAAACUGGAAGCUUUCCCCAGUUGGGAGAUGCAGAAAAUUGGAGACUGUAGUGCGUUUCAGAUGGUCCAAAGUAUGGAGAUCGAUCCCAUAGGGCGUAUGUGGGUACUAGAUUCUGGCAAGAUGUCACCUCUUUCUUUAGAAGUAAAGACCACUUGUCCGCCGAGAUUAGUAAUCCUGGAUCUCGAGAAGAACGGUGAGGUUUUACGAAUUUACGAAUUCCCUGCGAACGUAGCUCGUCAUGGCACAGCACAUUUAAAUGAUAUUGUCUUGGAUCACGAGGACGGUGGUAUGGCAUAUAUUACAGACAGUGAUCGCAACGAUCCUGGUAUAAUUGUUUAUUCUUUGAGGAACAAUACCUCGUGGAAAGUUAGACACGAUUCUAUGAAAGCUAAACACGAAGCAAUUAAAUUCAUGAUUUCCAAAACUCCCAUCAAUAUACCUGUACCUGUCGAUGGGAUUGCUUUGUCUCCUGCAAGCAGUAACGACAGACAAAUAUAUUACUCACCAUUAUCCUCUUUCCAUCUUUAUUCUAUACCAACUUCAGUGCUGAAGAACAAUGCAAGCAAUGUGGACAGUUACGUUAAAGAACUAGGAAGAAAAAAUUCUCAAACUGAUGGGAUGAUGAUGUCAGCCAAAGGAGUGUUAUACUUUGGGCUGUUGGCCGACGAUGCUGUAGCUAUGUGGGAUACUAAACAGUCCAUCUCGUUCACUACUGGCCAGAGAGUGAUCUCGAGAGAUCAUGAAAGGAUGCAAUGGCCAGAUACAUUUGCGUUCGACGAGGAUGGUAACUUUUAUUGCGUUACCAAUUCUUUGCAAAAUAUAUUGGAGAAUCGGGUCAACGUUAGCAUACCAAAUUAUCGAGUAGUCAGAUCAGAAACUGGAGUUAAAAGUUACCAAUAUUUGGAGGACGGAACCGCGCCGGAACAGCCGGAGAUUCCCACUUCAGCUGCAAACAGGAUUAGUCUCGCCGUUACUACCGGAUUAACCAUUCUGUUGGCUUUCGUCGUGCAGUAAUUUUUCUUUCUCUUUUGUUCCCUUGUUCUCUUUUCUUUCUUCGGAUAUGCUCGGACAUAUUAAAGACAUUUUAUCUUUUUCGAAAUGCAAAAUUACAGGUAAUACGAUGAACCGUCCAAAUUUUGCUGGCCUUGAACAUUUAUAGUACAUUUAUAAAUUGUAAACGUGUACAUGAUUGUGAUAUGAAAUGGUGAGAAAAGAAACCAAGUAAAAUUACUUGAUCAUUUGAGAUCACUAAUUAUUAAUUUUUCUAUUUCUUUACCAUAUUUCCACUUUAAUUCCAUAAAUAUUAUUUUUAUAAUAAUAUGAUACUACACUAUUCCAGGAAAAUUGUUAAACUUUUAUUAAUAUAAUUUUCACGAUAAAAGAAAUGAUCUUGAAUGGUUAAUUAAUUUCGAUUGCAAUAAAAAUUUUAAUUCACAUGUUAUUAUAUAAAAAAGUUUGUAGAUCUAUGAUGUUCAAACAAAGAUGAAAAAUCCUGCCAAAGAGUAAUUCGAUCAAGAUUAUCAUCGAGUAACAAUUUGAAGUAAAAUAGUAAAAUAAUAAAUUUCUCGAGAAGCAAAAGCAUCUUUGUUCAAUGUCAUUUUCACAAUCGCAAUUGCUGUGUUCAAGAUUUUCAUCGAAAUGGACCGAGAGCAAAAUUGAUCUCCUGCAGUUCAUCGCUAUUAUUACGAAUAAGUAUUUCUACAUGGUCUUUAUUGUGAACAGUAAUGUAUCUAUUUUUCUUUACAAUCUCAACAAUGGCUCGAUUCUUAUUUUCAUACAUUCUAUAACAAUAUUAUUGAUGAUAAAAAAGAAAAGGAAAAAAAUAUUUUGUUAGAUUUUUCAAAAUCAAAUAAAGUUUUACAAUAGUAAUGUUUCUUAUACAGAGAAAAAAAAAAUAUUAAUUAGAGAAAUCUAAUACUUUGGAAUGAAAAUAGUUUUAUUGUAAAUAUAUUAUAUAUAUUGGUAAUUUCAUAAAUAUUCAUUUUUUUGUUCGCGUUCAAUAAGAUCACUUAAUUGAAUUGCUGAACGUUAUAUCGUAAUAAAAAAAAUUAUAUUUUUUACACAGAAAUUUUCGCUGUAAUGCCAUCAUAAUUCAUAUUUAAUUGACCCUUAACAUUGUCAAUGACGAAUAUUAAAUCUGUCAAUCAAAUUAAAACGCUUGCAGUCCGAUUGCAUGACUUUGCAAGAGAAAUUAAAUAAAAAUUGUGCUUCUAGGAUACAUGUAUGAGAUUGAAAAGAAGAUAUUUAUUAAGAACGCGAUGAAAGUUGAUUAUCAAUGAAAAUUCUGCUCAUUUGGAAGUUUGUCAAAAUGGCUUGGAAAAAAAAAAAAGAAAACGAAAUGUUAACGAGCAUAAAUUUUAUGGUAUCAAAAGACAGAAACGACAACUCGGGAACAAAUAGAAGGCAACGAUAAUGAAUGACAUUGAUUUUAUUACCUGGAGAAAUUGAUCCUCUGUAACGCGAUACCGGCAACAUUCCAUUCCUUGACUUUUCAUUUGUCUCAAAGCCAUUGUGAUUUUUAAUACGGCACGCGUUACUUAUAAAUUCCUAUUGAAACAAUAGAGAAUAGUUUCUAAUUUUUGAAAUAAACAGUUAAUAAUCUAUAUUGCUUGAAGUAAUCAGAAUAUACGUAUAAAUUUAUUCUUAAGGAGAGAAAUUUUAAUUAUUUUGAUCCUUUAAUUACUUCAGCCAAUAUAUGAGAAUACAAGCUUUUAUCAUAUUAUUUUAUCGUGUCAUAUAUUAGAUGACAUAUAUGGAUUCCAGAGGAUUCAUUUCUGAGAAAAUAGUCAUUUAUUAUCACUCUAUUAGUUUAAGAUACGAUAAUAAUUAUUAUUAAUUAUACAUAUAUAUAUAUAUAUUUGUUAUUUAAACUAUGACAUAAUCAUUCUAUUUGGAACAAAAAUUACGUACAAUAAAUCUUGUACGGUCUUAUGUGAAUACAAAAUAUGUAUUUAUCGUUUCGUUCGUUCCCUUUUUUUAAGUUAACUGAAGAGGGAAAAAAAGAAGGAGAAAGAAUAAUGAAUUUAUAGUACCUUAGUCUCGAACAAUAAAUACGUAUAUAUUAUAUGUAUAUAAUAUAUAUAUAUAUACUUAUACAUAUAUAUAUAUAUAUAUAUAUAUAUAUACAUAUAUGUAUGUUUGAUGUAUAAUCAGUGUGUACAUUAUACAUGUAACACGUACGAAUAGCUUUAAUACAUAUGGCCUUAUUUGCGACGAUGAAUUGAAGCUGUAUACUACGUUGAAAAAUAAUCGUUUGUCUGAAAUCAUUGGUAUACGCAAUUUUCCACAAUUUAUUGCUUGCAAUUAUUAAUUCUUUUCAUGCCUUCGGUCUUAACAUCUUUGGAAAUUCACGUCGAUUUUUUGUAUAGAAAUAUCGUGCAUAUCUUUAUCUAUAAUAUAAGUCAACAAACAUUGAUAAAACAGAAUUGUCGAAUCGUGUAAAUACUACUUACUGUACUGAUCACGAAUUUCGAACCAUCAUCUUCAUUGUUAUAUUUUAAGUAUAAAACUAAAAAAAUAUAAAAAUAAAUAUAAACAAUGUAUACUUAUAUUUAAUAUUAAUAUUAUAUGUAAUAUUUAAACAUUAUUCUAUUUAUAAACUCUAUAAAAUUUUAAUCAAAAUUUCUUGAAUUUUCACAAAAUAAUAUAUUAUCAAGAGGAUGACUCUCAAACUUUUGUUCAGUAGCGUAGAGCUAUCACGUUUAAAGGCAGGCUAUUAAACACGUACAGCGCCAGUGUGAAAUGAAUCUUUCAUAUAGCACAGUACGUGAUUAGAAUCUGCAUUUUCAUGCGCAUUUGUUAAUUGAAAAAGAAAACAUGCAACCUAUCAGAAAGUUCCAUCAAUUCCAAGUCCAAUGA